Neogale vison (American mink) is the source of this 2196-nucleotide messenger RNA. RefSeq names its product C-type lectin domain containing 5A (gene CLEC5A). The transcript has 7 exons. The record is from RefSeq and is a predicted model, not a curated record. Gene Ontology annotation, biological process: innate immune response. The coding region runs from base 322 to 876 and encodes 184 amino acids. Gene Ontology annotation, molecular function: virus receptor activity. NCBI's taxonomy places the organism in Eukaryota, Metazoa, Chordata, Mammalia, Carnivora, Mustelidae.
AAAUAAAUCUUAAAAAAAAAAAAAAAGUCCCACUGUAUUAGAAACCCUCUGGCAGGAAGCUUCCUCUUGCAAAAGCUAUAAACUCCCUUCCCUUCCUUGCCCCACCCACUCCCAUUGCCAAGAACAGGAAGUGUUUGCUCAGGGAUGCUGUGAAGAUAGAAAGACCAAGUAAAGAAGGAAGGAGGGUGCUUGAGCAGAAGAAGCAUAUUCUCUGAAGGUGCCUCUGCCCACCACACCAAGCAUAAGGCCACAAGGAAGAUCCCCACCUGCCUACCAGGCCAGCCUUCCCCAGAGAGAGCAGGUCUCCUCAUUGCCUUCAACAUGAACUGGCACAUGGUCAUCUCCGUGCUUUUCAUAGUGGUGCUUAAAAUUGUUGGAAUGACCUUAUUUCUGCUUUAUUUCCCACAGAUUUUGGGCGGAAAUCAAGUCAACUUCCUUCCCACAGAGAGCUAUGGAACAGUUCCACAAACUAUGGGGAACAGUAAUGUCACCUUAGUUCCCACAGAGAGCCCCGGAACAGUCUGCCCCAGAAGGUGGUAUUUUUAUCAAAGAAGAUGCUUUUUGUUGUCCCCUUUUGAACUGUCCUGGAACAAAAGCAAGGACUUUUGCAAGACAGAAGGAUCCACUUUGACCAUUGUUGACACACCAGAGAAAUUGAAAUUUCUCCAGGACAAAACUGGUGCUGAGAAGUAUUUUAUUGGCUUAUACCAGCAAGCAAAGAACAGAUGGCAUUGGAUUGACAACUCCAUAUUUAAUGGCAACAUUAGCAAUCAGCAUGAGAAUUUCAACUGUGUGACUAUAGGUCUAACAAAGACAUACGAUGCUGCACCGUGUGACAUCAACUUCCGCUGGAUCUGUGAGAAGGAAGCCAAAUGAUUGCCAUUCUCUGUGGCCUCUGAUAGUAAUGACAAAUACACUUUUGGAAAAAGCAAAAAGAAUAUAAUGGGGAUUGAUUCAGGAAAUGCAGAAUAUCAAAUUAUUCUAUCAGUCUUCCACAGGUCACUGACAGAGGUCCUAACAAAUCCUCAGGGCUUGGGCUCCGCAACCCCUCCAUAAUUACAUAAUUACACUUGCAAAGGCACAAGAGAGCUAAACUCCUCAUUCUGGGCCCGCAACAUCCCCAAGACUCCACUUCCUGUGGGUGUCACACCGUUGACUCUUUUUAGAUCUGCACCAGGCAUCUAGUCAGUGAUCCCCUACUCCAUCUAUCUAUCUGAGAGGUCUCUGCCUAUGUAGGGAAAUGAUCUUCUGGUUUGGGGGACUGGGUGAAAGCCAUCUCGAGAAGAUGGGGUCAUUUUAUGGAAACAACUUAGCUGAUAUAGUGACAAAGUCUAUUUCCACAGAACUGAGCAUUUCUGACUGAUCAACAGGCUGUUCUGACUGUUGCCAGGCUCUGUUUUAUCCUCAGAACACAUGCCCGUACGACCAAGGAGAAACUGCAGACUGAGCAGGUGAAGACACUAUUUAGAGAGUAGCAAGGGUGGAAGAGAAGAUUAGAAGAAAAAGAAACUCGGAUUCCUGACCUCUGUUCCCAAGAGACCCUCAUUCUCAUGGGUCAAGAGUCCCAUGUUCCCCCUAAACCCCAGGUGGGAUAGCAGAGGCCCUCCUCAGUCUGAAUUGAGGCCAGGCCUAGGGAAGGGUUCCUGGAACCAACCUUGGAGCAAAGAAAGCAUUGUUCACAGGAAUGGACAGUGGUCUGGCCAGGGCAGGAAUUUCCCAGGGAAUCCUUUUGAAAAUAACCAGACAGCCAAGAUGACCAACCAAACUAAUCAAUGUUUUCAACAAAGCCCUGAAGAGACACUCAGGCUUAAAUUCUCCUGGUCUUGACCUGAAUCUCCAUUUUAGUUUAUCUUUAUUACCUGACCAUGCUUUUUGAGUAUAUUCUAAGAAUUAUAAUAGUCUCCUGGUCUCCGGUGGUCAUAGCAUCUCCGGUGUCUGCCAUUUAGAGAAACCCUGCUACCAGGUACAACCUCAUGACCCAAAGAUGUCACACCCUUAAACUAAUUGGCAUCACACCAACCUAGAACUGGUUGAGCAAGGAGUAAAAAACAGGGGGACUAUUCAAGGAAACAUAGUGUAUAGGCAAGAAGUAGGCAUAUAGUAGAGAGGGAACACCAGGGACAAAUGGAAAUCAUAUGCAGGAGAAAUGGAGUUAAUUUAGCCAUACUGGAAUAAAGGCAAGAUAAAGACAACAAA